This is a messenger RNA of Pseudomassariella vexata, 1004 nucleotides long. RefSeq lists its product as uncharacterized. Gene Ontology annotation, biological process: vesicle fusion; endoplasmic reticulum to Golgi vesicle-mediated transport. Gene Ontology annotation, cellular component: Golgi membrane; cis-Golgi network; Golgi medial cisterna. Gene Ontology annotation, molecular function: SNAP receptor activity. Bases 113 to 799 code for a protein of 228 amino acids. The transcript is spliced from 3 exons. Lineage: Eukaryota; Fungi; Ascomycota; Sordariomycetes; Amphisphaeriales; Pseudomassariaceae. The record is from RefSeq and is a predicted model, not a curated record.
UACCAUCCAGACCCGAACAGGCCUCGGCUAGCCACUCCAUCAUCUGCACCAACCUACACGCUCAGGAGGCAACCUUCAGUUGUGAGAAUUCAUCACAUAAUUCAAGAACAAGAUGGCAGCAGCUGCAGGAGCCCAGGGCUGGGCCCAGUUGCGACAACAAGCUCGAAGCUUGGAGUCUCAGACGGAGACGCUAUUCCAAACAUAUUCCCAGUUCUCCACAAUACCAAAUAUACCACCAAAGCCGACGACAGAAGAGAAGGAAACAGAAGCCAAGCUGACAGAGCUCCUUGAGAAGAGAGACUCCGUUAUCAGCCAAUUGGCUCGCCUCCUCGACUCCGAAGCCGCCCUGACCUCCUCCGCCCUCAAACAAAACAACUUGUCCCUCCUGCGCGAGAAGCUCUCGGAGCACCGCCGGGAUCUAAACCGGCUGCACUCCAACCUCCAAGAGGCGCGAAACCGCGCCAACCUGCUCCCCAACGUACGCUCCACCAUCGACGCCUACCACGCCAGCCAACCGGGGGCCGCCGAGGCCGACUACAUGCUGGACGAGCGGAACCGCAUCGACAACAGUCAUAAUGUGGUGGACAGCGUGCUCAGUCAGGCCUACGCCACCAACGAGAGCUUCAUGGCGCAACGCGAGACGCUGGCUAGCAUCAACCGACGGAUUACCAUGGCUGCUAGCCAAGUGCCGGGGUUGAAUACGUUGAUUGGGAAGAUCUCGGCGAGGAAACGGAGGGAUGGAAUUAUCAUGGGCAGCUUCAUUGCGUUCUGCUUUGUGUUGUUCUUCUGGCUUGUAUGAUUGAUCUGUUGAAGGAGCGCAGGGCAUCGGCCUGGACAUUUUUAACGGGGGCCGUUUGUAUGAUGGUUGUGUUGGUUCUGGAUAUUCCUUGGACUCACCAGCUGGCAUGUUUGUUUCGCAAGGCGUUCUGGAGUGAUGCGGUUGGGCGCCAGCUUGCCUUGUAUGGUACUAUUUGGCAUGGACGGAGUGAACUAGAUGCUGAGUA